This is a messenger RNA of Corythoichthys intestinalis (scribbled pipefish), 4052 nucleotides long. RefSeq lists its product as uncharacterized. The record is from RefSeq and is a predicted model, not a curated record. Bases 453 to 1151 code for a protein of 232 amino acids. The transcript has 5 exons. NCBI's taxonomy places the organism in Eukaryota, Metazoa, Chordata, Actinopteri, Syngnathiformes, Syngnathidae.
GGAAGGCCACAGGCACAGGAGGCCACUGCCUCAUCCAUUAGCCACUUUCCAAAAGGGGGGGGGAUUCAAAUUAGGCUGCUCGGGGAAGCUUCUAGGUCAGCAGGGGAAAGGGGGGCGGGGGGGCAAGUGAAAGAGAGAAACAGCAAUUGAAACAAAAGCUUUGACAAGGCUGCAGUGGGGAAAAUCCAAAGUGAGAGAAGGAGGAUGGCGUGAGAGGAUCCACGCGGGGAAGUACCAAAGCAAGGAAUACUAUAUAGGGAUGUCAGCAGCAGGGAGCUGAAGAGGAAGGAAAGAGAGAAGAGCACGCAGCAACGCACUCGCAGGGGGAAAGUUUGCCUUUCACAGACUGACACAAGAAAGGCCCGUCUGUCCGUGUGGCUGCGUGGAGCCAUGUGAGGGAUUGCUGUCAACCAGAGAAAUGGAGAAGUGUCCAUUUUGGGAAUAAUAAAAGGAUGUCACUGCCAGUUUUGCUCUUGCUAUCACUCUUGACUGUCCAAUGUGGUGGAUGUGACCAGGACGUGGUGAAGACCGUAAAGACGGCUAUUGACGCGAACCCGACCGGAUUUCGGACCGUGUUUCCCAAAGAUUACUAUGUGUCGCACUACUACACAAAAAGCAUGCUGUGUGACACUGAUCCGUGUUGUGUGUUCCCUGCUGCAAUAGUCCUUCUAGAGUCCUGGAAUGUCCUUUUGAAAAACCUCUGGGAUGAGCACCUAAAUCAAUCAUUGAUCUUCGACCUAAAGCAGACACUGGAUAUAAUCAUCAGCAAGAAUAAAAACACAGAGCGAUUGCAAGAGGAGAUGGACCUAUCCCAGUUUUCCCCACUCUUCUCCUCUCCCGAGGAGCUCCUCAAGCUAACUUCGGAGUUGUUCACCCGCUGGCUAGAGGUGGGAUGCUCACCAUCCAUGGAAAUCUGCGAGCUCCCCACUCUGCCGCCCCCGGCUGAGAAGAAAGACAAGGAGUACAGUCCGUCCAGGGUGCGACUCCUGACCACUCGGGCCAUCAGCAGCAGAAUGGAGGAGGCCGAGCUAGCCCGCUUGAGAGACGUUACCCAAUCACCGACCAGCCGUGGUACGACCUCCUUCCCUGUGCAUCCUGCCUCAGCGUGGAGCCUCCUUCUAUUCAGACUUUACUGGUGGUUGUUGCCAUAGGAACCUAAAAGGAUCUUUUUGGGGACGAUGCACACAAAAUGCAAGACAUUUCCUGGCACUGAAUGAUUGUUUCCUUUCUAUUUCUGUUGUUGUGAUGCAGUAUGCUGGCGUUACGAUAUGAAGUGACAUGCGCAGGUUGCAUUUUUUUUUUAAACGUCCAAAGUUGUCACUGUUUCGACAGCGCAAAUGCAGUGUGAACCAGCGAAGGACUGAGAAUUUGGUACUCGGGCUUUCAGUGGGGAUUUAAUCCACUUCGUUGUUCAGUAACUAACAGGUCUCAUGUUAUCGGAACUAUUAAUACGAUACAGAAAAAAUAUAUAACAGUACAGAACCGUAUAAGGGGUGUAAGACACCAAUGUCAUGACAAUACAAAUCGAUUAUUUGGAAUGUAUAAUUUUUUGCCAAUAUCAAAUAGUCCAUAAGGAUUCGAUACAAGUCAAGGGCCUUUGAUCGAUUUAGCACGAAAUUAUAUACUCAUUUAACACAAUCAGUUACAUUUCAUUUACAGGGAUAAAAAUAUAAAGCCAAUUUUUAGACAGUUUUGUUACUUAAACAUUUCCGACAUUUUGAUGUAAAUCAUUCUUUUUAACAAAACCGCAUGUCUAAAAGAUGACUAUCUAGAUAAUUUUGCGUUUCCAUCCAUUUGAUUGAUCGUUACUUAUAGCAACACUAGGUAACUUUUCAACCUUUAUAAAAUAUUUUCAGAACAUGUGUGAUCACACCUCUUUAUUAGCUAAUUCACUUUGAGGAGGGUAGCAGGAACCCUGCCACACAAAAAAAAAACUACAAAUGUGCUGCCUGCUUUACGACAUACGUCACUUCCCCCUUCCCCCAUUCAUUAUAAAGACAGAUUUCAAUCCAUGCGAAUGCAUUUGCGCGAAUUCUGCAAAGACAGCAGAGCAACAAAAGAGAUUUAAAAAAAUUUUCGGAGGAGACAUAAAGAAAAAGGGAGGCUACCAAGAUAAAACGACACUCAAUAAUUAAAAAAAAAAAAAAAGGGGGAAUACGGUACAAAAUCAAACAUUUCUUAUUUUCAACUUUGUCAUAUGCUAUUGUUUAGCCACAACUGUAUUCAUUGCCUCAUUACUAUUCAUCCUUCACACAGCCGUUUGAAACAGAAAUGUCGUUCAAUCCAUAAGCAGACGACCGGGGGUCAGGAUUCUACACCACUGUGCGCUGGUCCUCACGGUAAACGCAGUCUUCCUUAAGGCAAAACACUACCGCUUUUUUCCACCUACGUCGCUAAAAUCGACCAAAACUGAAAAGUUACUUAUUGUUGCUUUAACCUAUCGAUAUAUUGAUCCAAAUCGAUGUACUGUUUCACCCCUGAAAUGAACCAAGCAAGUUGAGAAUCAUCACUUAUCAAAUAAGAUAAACAAAAUUGAGUACAAAAUACUCACUAUAAAUUAGUGUUGUUCCGUUACAAUUUUUGGGUCUCAAUGCAGACAUACAGCUGUGUGUUUUUGGCUAAAGCCGAUACCAAACCAAUACCUACACCGUUAGAAAAAAUGUACAAAAUUUUUUUUAACUGGUCUGUUUACUGUCCAUUACGUCAGAAAUUCUACCCAAAGUCAGCAGAAGUCUUCUUCUUUGGUUUUAUGACAGUUGGAAACAAAAUCUGAAAAAGUACAUAUAGCAUCGACAUGUUAUUUGUUAGUACUCGGCGAUAUCAGUGCCAACAUUUUAUCGGGGCUCCUACCGAUACAAGUAUCGGUGCAACACUACAAAAAUACAUAUUAUUUAUGGUAAUAAAUUGUAAAAAAUAAUGCAUGCAAAUUGCCAGAGAUUUUGGGCUAGUUGAAGAUAUCUGAAAAGAAGUUUUACUACUAUCAACCAGUCGUAAUGCAAAAGUGCUGAAUUUGGAUUCCAAGAAACAGCGUAAUUAAAAUUAUUAGGUUACAAGCGCCAGCACUACUGAUUUUGAAGGUCUAAGGCAGAUUAGACUGACAUAGCAACAAAUGAAAAUCGAACGUACAUAAUUGCCAGCGUUAGGUAGAAAUCUCUUCUUUGGAAACUCGAUUGGUCGAUAUUUUGUAAAAACUAAACAACCACGUGAGGAACGACCAAUAGAAUCAAUUUGUCAAAAAUCAAGAACUUAAGCAAAUUUUGACAUAGGAGGUUUCAGCCAGCUGCUAACAUUAACAUGUUAGGAAUUAACUGAAUGCAAUUUCUUGGAACAAAUAUUAGAAUUUAGGUUGUAAAUGUUAAUCAAUGCUUCUGAUAGUGUUUAUGCUCACCACUGGUACAAAUCCACCUUACAUAUAAGCAUAGUACAAUUACAGUACUUAGAACAUACUGCCAAGCUCCAGCUAGCUAAGCUCUUUGUGCUAACAAGAGAUACAAGCUGACAUGCAAGCCAAUGCACAAUAAGCCUUCGCGUGUGUUUAAUGUGGAAUUUGUCACAUUUGUUUACAAUUACUGUAAGAUAUGACGUCUAUAGACUUUUACUUUUGUAUAAAAAAUGUGAAUUAAAGCCAUUUAGAUUUAUAUGUGUAGCGGUUAUUAAGGAAGAGUGGACUCUCUAAAAAUGUAUCACGUUCAGUCAGUAGGAUUGAGUUCCCUUUUUUGGUUGUGAUCCACUUUUAGGACAUUCGACUUUUAGAGGCUCUACUCUACUGAACUCUCCUUGUUCAUUGUUCUGUCUGUAAACAGGCUUGCACAAAAAACUACAGGGCCAGAAUGUGCUUCUAGUUCCAGUGGCUUGUUUCAGUGAUUCAUUCAGUUUGUUUGUUCAAUCCCGAAAUUGAAGAGGGUUGUUAAUGAUUUGUCAUGCCAGCUUCCAGAACACAAAGUCCGCUUCUAUUCAUGCUUAAAAAAAAAAAUCAUUCCAAGACAAGAAUACUUUUACAGCUCUUUUUUUGUAACUCUGGGAGAAAUCAAAUAAAACUGCCAAAAAAAUAA